AUGUCGAACCAACAGGAACAGGAGAAGGUCUCCGUCGAACCGACCCUCCCAGCCCGUUUCAGCUUUUUUUCAUCGAAGACGCAGCAGGCCAUCAUCUCGCCAACUUGGGAGGGUCUCUUUCCCAACGGCAAUCUGGACGACAUCAUCCAGGAGAAAUUGAAAGCUCACCCGGAGCCUUCACGGCCAGUGUGGUGGUUUGACAUCCGCGACGCUACGAAGGAGGACGUCGAUCUUGUGUCGCAGGAACUAUCCAUUCAUCCUCUCACGGCGGAGGAUAUCAAGCUUCGAGAGGCUCGGGAGAAGGUCGAUGUCUUCAGGAACUACUAUCUGAUCUCAUUCAAGACACUCGUCGACCGUUCUAUCCCAGAAGAGCAUGACAGACCUGGUCUUCCUUCUGCUGCAUCGGUGUACAUCCUCGUCUUCCAGUAUGGUGUUGUCACCUUCUCGCCUAGUGGAUGUAACCAUAUCUCCCGUGUGCGCCAUCGCAUCAGCAAGAUGCACGAUGCCGAGCUAUCCAGUGACUGGAUCUGCUAUGCCCUCAUCGACGAUAUAGUCGACAGCUUCCAGCCAUUCGGACGCGCCGCAGCCGCCGAGUCUGAUGCAAUCGAAGACCAAGUCUUCAUCGCCCGCAUCGACGACGUUCAAGAACUGAUUCCUCGGAUCGAUGACCUCCGGAAGACAAUCACUCACAUAGUUCGCUGUCUGAAUGGGAAGGUUGACGUGUUGAACGGAUUCGUGAAACGGUGCUGCGCCGCCGACAAAGAUCUUCCUGUUUUUCCUAAGGGAGAACUGAUCCUUUACCUUGGUGAUGUCCAAGAUCAUCUCGUCACAACUUUGUCAAUGCUGGGACAUAUCGAUGAGAUUAUUGGCCGGUCGCAGGGGAAUUGUCUCGCACAGCUUAGUGCUACGAAUUUGCGGGUUAGCUUGACUGUUAACUCAGUAAUGAGUAAAGUUACUAUUAUGGCGACGAUCUUUGUGCCUUGUCAUCUUGUUACUGGUAUGUUUGGGAUGAAUGUUGAAGUCCCUGGACAGGAGGCUGAGGGGUUGAGUUGGUUCUUUGGUAUCGUGGGGGUUUUUGUGGCUUUCAUGAUAAUUUCCAUGGCUGCUGCGGCGAAGUAUAAGCUUCUGUGA
Molecule: messenger RNA, 1131 nt
Organism: Penicillium longicatenatum
Lineage: Eukaryota; Fungi; Ascomycota; Eurotiomycetes; Eurotiales; Aspergillaceae
Product: magnesium transporter CorA family protein
Exons: 2
Coding region: 1-1131 (376 amino acids)
Biological process (GO): magnesium ion transmembrane transport; intracellular magnesium ion homeostasis
Cellular component (GO): plasma membrane
Molecular function (GO): magnesium ion transmembrane transporter activity
Source: RefSeq, a predicted model, not a curated record